Messenger RNA from Macadamia integrifolia, 3153 nucleotides. RefSeq lists its product as uncharacterized. The coding region runs from base 1783 to 2997 and encodes 404 amino acids. Lineage: Eukaryota; Viridiplantae; Streptophyta; Magnoliopsida; Proteales; Proteaceae. The transcript has 2 exons. The record is from RefSeq and is a predicted model, not a curated record.
CUAAUAUCCCCAAUCUAAUUCAUGUCAUUCCAUGAAGAAUUUGUAAUAUUGUAUUUACAAUUCUGGAACGGUGAUUUGGAAAUGGAAAUUUCUACUCAAAAACACCUCCACUGGCCCCUACAUGAUCUACAUGGGUUUAUGAUCUCAACGUUCUUUGAGGAAUCCCUGAUGUAAUUUGAUCGUAAUUCAGUUGGGACACCAACAACUCAGGUACAUAACUUUCCUAAGCGACUCUUCCGACCGCUUCAAUUUCUCGUCACCAAAAUCUAAAGUAUUCUUACCAAACUCAUCUCUGUUUGGUAAGAUAAAGGUCAUGGUCAAUCAGGCAGUGAAGUGAACACUGAACUCUCAUUCUUAAGAGAGGAGAAGACAUGUGGUUUUCCAUUAAACACUUUUUCUGUUUCAAGCUUUUCCCUUCCUCUGCAACUCUCCCUUCAGCCCUUUUUCAUCUUCAGCCUCUGCCUCUAUCAAUCUACCCUUCUCGUCUGCUCUUUUUCUUUUUCUUUCUUCUCUAGCUAUGAACAUGACCUUGCAACAGUUUUGCAGCAGCAGCACUGUUAACUCAUGGAAUUGGCUUAGUAAUCAUUUUUCUACCUCCUCUUCCCCUCCUUCAAUGAGGUUUUUAGCUGAUAUGGGCUGUCUCUCCUAAGUGCUUUAUUCUAAUGGAGAAGAAGUGUUGGAGGAUGGGGAGAGAAGAAGAAGAAGAGGGGGUUUCUGGUGGUUGAUGGUUAAGGAAGAAGAAAAAAGGUUGAAGUGGUCAGAGAUGCGUCACCCGACGAAUUGCAUGUCAACGCCAGAGAGUGCUUGAACUAAGAAUAUGAGUGUGCUUCAAUUUAGUUCUAUCAUCUUGAAGAAGGACAAUCAUGGAAUCUCACAUCAUGGGGUAGUUUAGAGAUUAUAAAGAAUAAGGUAAAGCUGAUAUCAUCACUUAACGGUACUUUCUUGUGAACAGGGAUGAUUGAUAGAAUUUUUCAGAUUAAGGGGAGAGGGAGGGUGAGGGGAGUGAUAAUUUUUGAAAAACCUAUGGUUACAUGAUAUUUCGAGUAACUAAGAGGAGUGAUAAUUCCUCUAAAUAAUAAUUUAAAAUCCAACACUCAUGUACUGAAUUAGAUUUCGUUACCUUUAAUUGCAUGCUAAGAGGGUUGGCAAAUAGCAAGGGCCGCGGUGUACUCGACUGUUUGAUAGAAUGCCUUGUUAGGAAAUAGAAACGCAACAGUUGUCUCAUGGAAUCUCAAGUGGGUGACUACAAGCAAGUGCUCAAGGAAGGUGGGUUCAUGGUUACAUUGACAAGUGUGGGAUUGAGCAUGAUAGAUAAUAGAUAAUUGGAAUGCAAUGAUCAAAGGCUUGGCAACAAGUGGUCAGAUCCUGGCUCUCCAACUUUUUCAGAGAUGGGAUCUUCGGGAGGUUCACCCAAUGCGAUAACAUUUGCCUCUGUUUUGAAUGCCUCCAACCAUGGGGGUUUGGAAGUCUGGAGUUUUCCAGAAUUGAACCGGACAUCGCAUACUAGUCAGUCAAACACGUAACCAAACUUUUCCACAUGGCUCAGAACUCAAGGCGGCUACGCUUCGCAUCAAUUAUAGAGUUUUCCAGUUCAUCUUUCGUGAGGAAUUCAUCAAUCCAGGUACCCUUAUCAUGACCCGUUCUUGUUCAUUUAUAUAUAUAUAUGGGGAUAUUUGGUUGUGUUGCAAAUACAAAGAAAAAAAAAAAAAAACAGAGCAGGUUGAGACUUUCAGCUGAUUCCAGAGAUAAAGAUAUAGAGAUAUUUUGAAGAGACAGAAUAGAAUGUAUUUGACAAGAUAUCUGUCCCAGUACAAGCAAUUCCCCAGCUCUCUCUCUUUACCUCCACCUGAAGGUCCGAAUUCUGGUUAUCUUGUUAUUCAAGAUGAAGAUUCUAUAGGUACCACUUGUUUUGGGUUGUGCAAAGAUAAAUACAUCCACGAGAUGCCAUUCCCUCAAAACAAGAUCCUUACUGUCGAAUACUCAACAACGUCUGGACAUAACCCUACAACAGGGACACAGAACCAUGUUCGUUAUACUGAUGAUGUCUAUUUCAUCCCAGCUCUUAAUCAACCUUUAUCUUCCAAUCGAUACUACGUUAUAAAGGCACAUGGCCGACAUAAAGGGGAAGCAUAUGCAACUUCGAAUGAGGAAGAGACUUGUUGCUGUUUCAACACUAUUAAGGAAAUGAAGCCCAGAGAAUUGGAUCACAAGGAUGUGUAUCAGCAGAUUGAAGUCAUAGCUUUGGAGAUGACAUGUUGUGGUCCUAGUGGUUAUGUUGCCAGAUCUGUAGCUCAAGAUGGGGUUCCUCCGCGGUUCCUAGCGAGAAAAGGAUGGAAGGUUUAUACUUCAACUCCACGCCAUUACCAGUUAUGCGAAGCUCAGGGCAUCAACUACUCUCUCCGGGCACGGCUACCACAGUUUGAUUUCCCAUUGUCUACUAAGAGCUCUGAGAUUAUGGUUGUGGGGAAGUGGUACAGUCCGUUCAUGUUUAUAAAUGAAGAAGGAAAGUUGAAAGAUCAGAUGAAGAGAUCGAUGUUUUAUGAGAUCACACUGGAGCAACAGUGGAAACAGAUUUAUGAAGGGGAGAACAAUCUCAAUGACCAUAAUAAUUUUGUGGCUGUGGAUGUUUCUGUUCAAAGAGAGGUGGCACUGCUCUUUGGCAAUGAAGCUCUACAUAAUCACACUCAAGUGACUGAAGGUGUGAUCUGGUUUAGUACUGUAAAUGGAGAGGGCAGAGGAGGAGAAUCAAAGGUGGGAUUGAGUUCGGCAGUUAUGGAGAGGAUGAGAUGGGAGCAAGAAAGAGUGGGAUGGGUUGGUGGGAAUGAAAAACAAGUGAGAAUUGAAAGGGUAGAAGAGUUUGAAGGAGGGAAGGAUGGGUGGAAGAAAUAUGGUUGUUAUGUAUUGGUGGAGAGGUUUGUGUUUAAGAGAAUGGAUGGAAGCUUGUUACUAACCUAUGAGUUUAGGCAUGCCCAUCAAAUUCGAAGCAAAUGGGAAUGAGUAUUAGUGACCUACUACUACUAUAUAUGAGAUAUAGAUACCCUUUUUUUUUAUUCUUCAUUUUAAUAUUGGUGACAACAUUAGAUUGCAUUAGAUCAUUGUAUCUAUGGAAUAUUGGAAUAUGGAGUGAAUAUUAUGUAAACUUCGCUUAUUUUC